GAAGAUGCUGAAACAACACCUGUCAUAUCAACAUCCACAAGUAAUAAUGAUGAAUGGCUCUUCAAUAGGGUCAAUAUUAGCAUGCUGUUUUGCCAAUAUCAGGUUGCUGUACGAUCCUUAGUUCUGAAGCACAGUCCCCUCCCUCCAGAGGAUUAUUGCAAUGAGAUCGCAUCCCUUUUCAACGUGUUUAUCCUGAAUGCCAGCCAACAUAGUGACAUUGCAACCAAGGUGUUUGGCGAUCGUCUGCUUAACGACUUAACUGCCUCUUUGCGUGCAUCUUCUAUGGAUUACUCGAUGGAUCUGCCGGAUCAGGUCUACAUAACUUUUGCCUCAAUGUUUGCCAAUCUGGCCAUGGGCAGUGCGACCUGUGACGAUACCAUUGUAAGACUCAUUGUAGAAGGUACUGGUUUGGAUUAUAGACCACGCCGUCUUUUACGAGGCAUUGCGAACCUGUAA
This is a messenger RNA of Zychaea mexicana, 456 nucleotides long. RefSeq lists its product as uncharacterized. The annotation marks the transcript as partial. The transcript has a single exon. The record is from RefSeq and is a predicted model, not a curated record. NCBI's taxonomy places the organism in Eukaryota, Fungi, Mucoromycota, Mucoromycetes, Mucorales, Lichtheimiaceae.